GCGGCGGGGCCGGAAGUGCCGGAAGGCGACGUGUGCGGAGCGGAGCCGGUGCGGGAUGGAGGGGCUGUACCAGCAAACCAACAAGCAGGUCCAUGAGGUCCAGUCUUACAUGGGGCGCCUGGAGACUUCAGACAAAGAGUCAGUGCACUUGGUAGAAAAUGAGAUUCAGGCAAGAAUAGACAACAUAUUCAGCAACUUGGAACGUCUGGAAAUCCUGUCCAGCAAAGAACCUCCCAACAAGAGGCAGAAUGCCAAACUGCGAGUGGACCAGCUGAAAUACGACGUUCAGCACCUGCAGACAGCCCUGAGGAACUUCCAGCACCGCCGGUACCUGCGGGAGCAGCAGGAGCGGCAGCGCGAGGAGCUGCUGGCCCGCACCUUCACCACCAACGACUCUGACACCACCAUCCCGAUCGACGAAACCUUGCAGUUUAAUGAAUCCCUGCAGAGUGCCCACCGAGGCAUGGAUGAUCUUAUUGGCAGUGGCACCAACAUCCUGCAGGGGCUGAGGGAACAGAGAGUCACAUUAAAGGGCACUCACAAGAAGAUCCUGGACGUUGCCAACAUGCUGGGCCUGUCCAACACGGUGAUGCGGCUGAUCGAGAAGCGCGCCUUCCAGGACAAGUUCCUCAUGCUGGGGGGGAUGGCGGUGACCUGCCUCAUCAUGUUCCUUGUUGUGCAGUACCUGACAUGAGCUGCUGACCUCCUGCAAGAGGAGUGUCUCCAAGACUGACUUUCCUCUGGGUGCUGCUUAGGAUGAGACCUUCCCAUGGACUUCAGAGUUUACAAAUCCCACUCGGACAGUGUCACAUGGAAAGCAC
This is a messenger RNA of Poecile atricapillus (Black-capped chickadee), 821 nucleotides long. RefSeq names its product golgi SNAP receptor complex member 2 (gene GOSR2). Gene Ontology annotation, biological process: intra-Golgi vesicle-mediated transport; vesicle fusion. The coding region runs from base 56 to 694 and encodes 212 amino acids. The transcript is spliced from 6 exons. Gene Ontology annotation, cellular component: Golgi apparatus; SNARE complex; endoplasmic reticulum membrane. The record is from RefSeq and is a predicted model, not a curated record. Gene Ontology annotation, molecular function: SNARE binding; SNAP receptor activity. Lineage: Eukaryota; Metazoa; Chordata; Aves; Passeriformes; Paridae.